Molecule: messenger RNA, 1672 nt
Organism: Oryza brachyantha (malo sina)
Lineage: Eukaryota; Viridiplantae; Streptophyta; Magnoliopsida; Poales; Poaceae
Product: AT-rich interactive domain-containing protein 4-like
Exons: 11
Coding region: 1-1380 (459 amino acids)
Source: RefSeq, a predicted model, not a curated record
AUGCAUCCGAUCCAUUUCCGGAGCGGCUCACAGGUGAAUUCCACGAUGCUUGCAGUGCUGUGCGGGAAGGUAGGCAAGAGUGCUGUGCCGGAGGCGGAGCGGCCGCGACCAUCAUACCCUUUCCCGGAGCUGAUCUCGUCCGGGAGGUUGAAGGUGCACACGCUUAUCAAUCCCACGGUAGAUGAAUUUCUGGAGGCGCAACGGGCUUUGCAGCCCAGGUUGAUGUACCUCCAGGGUCAGCAGCUUGAGAACGAGGAAGAAAUUGGGACACUUGUCUGGGGUGAUGCUGAUGUAUCUGAUCCACAGAUGUUUAGCUCACUCAUUCGCCUGCCAUUUCCUGCCAUAGUUUAUUUGGAAGUUCCUACUGGGGAAAACCUUGCUCAAUCUCUUCAGUCAAAGGGGAUUUCAUAUGUUAUAUAUUGGAGAAAUUCAUUUUCAUCCUAUGCAGCAUCUCAUUUUCGCCAUGCCUUGAUGUCAGUUGUUCAGAGCUCCUGCAGCCAUGCAUGGGAUGCAUUUCAGCUUGCACAUGCUUCUUUUCGACUGUAUUGUGCAAGGAACAAUGAUGUGGAAGGUAUUGCGCGUGGGCCUUAUCUACUUGGGGAUGCUCCAAACAUUAAUACCUUCCCUCUAGAGAGUGAAAUGGCAGAGGAAGAAGGUAGCUCUGAACAUUUUCCAGACAUAAAGAUAUAUGAUGAAGAUGUGAACAUGAAGCUUCUUAUUUGUGGACCACCAUCCACCCUGGAUGCAUGUUUAUUGGGCUCAUUAGAGGAUGGUUUGAGUGCUCUUCUUAAUAUUGAAGUUCGAUGGUGCAUACUCCAGGACAGAGUCAGUGCUACUCCACCUCUCCAUGUUGGAACUCUUCCACGCAGGGUGGUUACAAUGCGUUGUGAUAUCACAACGUCCAGUUCAUCACACAUUUCACUGCUUGUUUCUGGUAAUGUGCGAACUUUAUUCGAUGAUCAGCUUCUGGAAAACCGCAUUAAAAAAGAAAUUAUUGAGAAGCGCCAGUUAGUUCGUGCUAUCUUGGUUAGCGCGGAUGGCAAGACUUCUUCAGCUGAGCCUUUGACUUCGAUGUCUGUGGCUUGUGGUGCUUCUACUUUUGAGGUCUGGAUGACCCUACCUAAGUGGGCAGCUCAGGUUUUGAAAUAUCUUGCUCAAGAGAUCUCUUACAAAAGCCUGGUUGCACUGGGAAUUGCUUGCAUAAAUGGUACUCCAGUUUGUUCGUUUGAUAGACAAGAUGUGGAUCGGAUUUUGUUUGGCGCAAACCAACAUAAUGAUGAACCUGCUGUACACGGUCUGUAUUCCCAUCCGCCAAGAUGGUCGGCAACCCUUGCUAAGGACAGGCUUAAGGGAAGUCAAGGGCCAAAACCAGCGAGGUGAAGCAGAUACAAGGGCAGCAGCAAAGCAAUGCGGAGAUGUGCAAAGGGGGCGCCGAUGCUAGAGUUGGGGAUGGAAGCAGGAUGUGCAGCUCACUUGCACAUCUGCAAUAUGUUGUAGCAAGGGCAAGGUUCAAUGUUUAGCACAAUGGACUGCAUGAAAUUUGGACGCGAGAUUCAAAGUAAUCGAAUACACAGUGUAGUAAUAUGUUGAGAGAAUCCAGCUGUUUUUUUACCGAACACGCAGGUCUGCGUGUUAUUUCAUUAAGAAGGGGGAAUGAAAGGAAGUGGGAGUU